AUGAACUCAUCUUCCUCAUCAUCCCCUGUUCAAGGCCUAACCAAGGAAGAAUACGAAACCCUCCAACCGGUCAUCAACACUUACCACCGGUUCGCAAACGGAAACGCAAACGCGUGCAUCUCCCUCAUAACGCAACACAUAAACGCACCCGCGUCAGCUGUCUGGCCGCUCAUCCGGAAAUUCGAAAACCCUCAGAAGCCUCCCCGCCUCGACCAGCACCGAGCGGCUCCCGCCGAGGAAGAAUACAAGACCCUCGAACCAAUCAUCAACAUCUACCACCGGUUCAACCCAAACGGAAGCGCUUGCACCUCCCUCAUAACGCAACGCAUCAACGCGCCCGCUUCGGCGGUCUGGCCGCUCAUCCGCAGUUUCGACAACCCCCAAAAAUACAAACACUUCAUCAAGAGUUGCCGUCUCGUCCACGGCAACGGCACGGACGUAGGCAGCGUCCGAGAGGUCACAGUCAUCUCCGGCCUCCCGGCCUCGACGAGCACCGAGCGUCUCGAACUCCUCGACGACCAAAACCGCGUUUUGAGCUUCCGGGUCGUGGGAGGAGAACACAGACUGAACAACUACAAGUCGGUGACUUCUGUGAACGAGUUCUUGAACGAAGAUUCCGGCGAAAUCUACACGGUGGUUAUUGAAUCGUACACCGUCGAUAUCCCCGACGGUAACACAAAGGAAGACACUAAGAUGUUCGUCGACACCGUCGUGAAACUCAAUCUCCAGAAACUGGGUGUCGUUGCGACAGCUUCUUGUUCUUGUCCUAGGCAUGGAUCUAUGAAUGAAUGAGUGAGUGAUUUGAAUGUGAGAGAUGAGAAAGAGAAAGAGAGAGAUGUUUUCGUGAGUUUUAGUUUGAUGAUUAUUGUCGUUAUUAAUCACUUUAUGCAAUUAACUAAGUUGUUUGUUCAUUCGGA
Tarenaya hassleriana is the source of this 917-nucleotide messenger RNA. RefSeq names its product abscisic acid receptor PYL2-like. Lineage: Eukaryota; Viridiplantae; Streptophyta; Magnoliopsida; Brassicales; Cleomaceae. The transcript is spliced from 2 exons. Gene Ontology annotation, molecular function: signaling receptor activity; abscisic acid binding; protein phosphatase inhibitor activity. Gene Ontology annotation, cellular component: nucleus; cytoplasm. Gene Ontology annotation, biological process: abscisic acid-activated signaling pathway. The record is from RefSeq and is a predicted model, not a curated record. Bases 1 to 792 code for a protein of 263 amino acids.